AUGAAAUUCUCAACUGCCGUUACUACGUUGAUUAGUUCUGGUGCAAUCGUGUCAGCUUUACCACACGUGGAUGUGCACCAAGAAGAUUCCCAUCAACACAAAAGGGCCGUUGCGUACAAGUAUGUUUACGAAACUGUUGUUGUCGACUCUGAUGGACACACUGUAACUCCCACUGCUGUUGAAGCUACUUCUGCUGACGCCGUUGCUAUCCAAACAGCAGUUACCACAACAUCUGUUCUGGCUCCAACCUCUUCCGCAGCCGGUACUGUCGGCUCCGCCUCCGUUGCUGUUUCAUCUGUUGCUCUAGCUAAAAAUGAGAGAAUCUCUAAUGUGGCCACAUCCGCCACUGUCUUGACACCUCAAGGAACAUCGUCCUCCUCGGCAACCUCAGCUCUGGAAAGUAGCUCCGCUUCUUCCUCAUCUGCUGAAAAAAACAGCAAGACCUCUACUGUUGCUUCAACUUCCUCUGCUACCCAAUCUAGUGCCUCAUCUUCUUCUGCUACCCAAUCUAGUGCCAUAUCUUCUUCUGCUACCCAAUCUAGUGCUUCCUCUUCUGCUAAAUCUAGCGCCUCCUCUUCAUCUUCUGGUUCCCAACCUACUUCCUCUUCCUCUGCCAGUGGAAGUAUCUAUGGUGAUUUGGCUGAUUUCUCAGGUCCAAGUGAAAAAUUUCACGACGGUACUAUUCCCUGUGAUAAAUUCCCAUCCGGCCAAGGUGUCAUUCCUAUUAAUUGGAUAGGUGAAGGUGGAUGGUCCGGUGUGGAAAACACCGACACCUCUACUGGUGGUUCGUGCAAGGAAGGUUCUUACUGUUCUUACUCCUGUCAACCAGGUAUGUCCAAGACUCAGUGGCCAUCUGACCAGCCAUCUGAUGGUAGAUCCGUUGGAGGUUUAUUGUGUAAAAACGGUUAUUUGUACCGUUCCAAUACAGAUGCCGACUACUUGUGUGAAUGGGGUGUCGAUGCUGCCUACGUUGUUUCCAAAUUGAGCCAAGGUGUUGCCAUUUGUAGAACCGAUUACCCAGGUACUGAAAACAUGGUCAUCCCAACUUAUGUUGAAGGAGGCAACUCCUUGCCAUUGACUGUGGUCGAUCAAGAUUCCUACUUUACUUGGGAGGGUAAGAAGACAUCUGCUCAAUACUACGUUAACAAUGCCGGUGUCUCGGUCGAAGAUGGCUGUAUCUGGGGUACCUCAGGUUCAGGUAUCGGUAACUGGGCUCCAUUGAACUUUGGUGCUGGUUCCACCGACGGUGUCACAUAUUUAUCAUUAAUUCCUAAUCCAAACAACAGCGACGCAUUGAACUACAAUGUCAAGAUAGUUGCUGCCGAUGAGUCUUCCAAUGUCAUUGGUGAAUGUGUCUACGAAAAUGGUAAGUUUUCUGGCGGUGCUGACGGCUGUACCGUUUCUGUAACCUCCGGUAAAGCUCACUUCGUCUUAUACAAUUAA
Saccharomyces mikatae IFO 1815 is the source of this 1443-nucleotide messenger RNA. It is a transcript of the gene SIM1, whose product is annotated as putative glucosidase SIM1. The record is from RefSeq and is a predicted model, not a curated record. Gene Ontology annotation, biological process: fungal-type cell wall organization. Bases 1 to 1443 code for a protein of 480 amino acids. Gene Ontology annotation, cellular component: fungal-type cell wall; cell surface. NCBI's taxonomy places the organism in Eukaryota, Fungi, Ascomycota, Saccharomycetes, Saccharomycetales, Saccharomycetaceae. The transcript has a single exon.